AUGGAGUCCGAUCCAAUUCCGGAGGGCGGCAAGGCGGUGGCGCCCGCUGCGCCGCGUCGUCCGCUCAAGCUGCGCCUCAAGGUGGGCGGCGUGGUCGUCGACGUCUCGCGCGCCGCUCCCAGUGCGUCGCGCGCGGGGAACGGGGGAAGCGGGGGGAUUAGUGCUGACAGCGGGAGCAGCCGCGAGAAGCGUCGCAAAUCCGAUGAGCGCAGUGAUUCUGAUGAGCGUAUAAAUUCUGACGACGCGGAUGUUGCGGAUCUCCGUCGCGGUGCGAAGGAGCAUAGACACGCUAGAAAGGAAGGUUCGCGCAAGGAUUCCAGGAAGGAAGCGGAAGGCGGUUGGGAGCUGCAGACACCGCCGAUAGACGAUCGGCGGACGGGCGGGGAAGCGAGGACGCGUUUGCUGGAGGGAAAGGAGAGAAGGGAGCGGCAGAAGCUAGAAAAACAGGAGCAGCAGCAGGAGCGGGAGGAGAGGGAUAUGAAGGCGACGAGAGAGACAAGGGAGGGCGAGCGCGGGCGGGCAGAGUCGGGCAAGCCGAGUGCGGUUGAGCUGGAGCAGGUUGACGAUGAUCGGACGGUGGAGCGCGCCUCGCGGAGGGAGGGUUUGGACGAGCGCGGUCGGUUGCAGCAGGCGUUGGAGAAGGCGAGGAAGGUGCUGUCACAGAGCAAGGAAGCACGUGCGAGCCCCACUUCCUCGUCGCCUGCUUCGUCGCCCUCCUCCCCUGCGACACCUGGCGUCGGCACCACCACUGCACUUGCAUCUCCAUCCACGCCGUCUGCGCCGCAGUCCAGGCAGCAGAGGCAGGGCAGUCGCAACCGAGGCCGGGGCACAGCGCAGGAGAGCAGCAAUGCUGGCAGCACAGGCAAUGCAGCGGGGCAGCAGCAGCACCGUGUGUUCGUGGGCGACCUGGACCCCGCCACCUCUGCCGCGGAGCUGUCAGAGGCGUUCUCACGGUUCGGAGUGGUGGUGCACGCACGCAUGGUGGAGCUGCAGAGCUACGGGUUCGUGGGGUUCAAGCAGCGGGCGGAGGCAGAGGCUGCUAUCGCUGCAGGGGAGGACGGCCGCUCGACUAUCAUUGUCCGGGGCCAGCGGGUGCGGGUGUCGUGGGCACAUGGGUCUUUGCCAGAAUGGAAGAAGGGUGUGGGGGGGUUUUCCUUUGCAGAAGGUUCCUCGAAGCUGCAGAAUGGGCGCAUGAAGAUGCUGGCAGCUACAGCAGCAGCCAGCGCUACAGCCAUGGCAGUGCUGUCCGGUGCUGCCCCAGUUCCCAUGCCCCUCAACAUUAGUCAAAUUUCAGACGCCAUGGCUGACGAUAUCCCUCUCAAAGAUCAGCUAGACAUCGUCAUUCCUACCAUUCGCAACCUCGAUUUCCUCGAGCAGUGGCGGCCUUUCUUCGAGCCAUACCAUCUUAUCAUAGUCCAGGAUGGAGAUCCAACCAAGGUCAUUAAGGUCCCUCCCGGUUUUGACUACGAGCUCUACAACAGAAAUGACAUUAACCGGAUCCUUGGCCCGAGAGCGUCGUGCAUCUCGUUUAAGGACAGUGCGUGUAGGUGCUUCGGUUACAUGGUGUCGAAGAAGAAGUAUAUCUACACAAUCGACGACGACUGCUUUGUUGCCAAAGAUCCGUCAGGGAAGGACAUCAACGCUCUUCAACAGCACAUUAAGAACCUGCUGAGCCCGUCCACGCCGUACUUCUUCAACACACUGUACGAUCCGUACAGAGAGGGUGCUGACUUCGUCCGAGGUUACCCAUUCAGCCUUAGGGAGGGAGUUUCGACCGCGGUGUCGCACGGCUUGUGGCUUAACAUCCCCGACUACGAUGCACCCACGCAGCUCGUCAAGCCAAGCGAGAGAAACACAAGAUACGUCGACGCGGUGAUGACUGUCCCUAAGGGAACCCUCUUUCCGAUGUGCGGGAUGAAUUUGGCGUUCGAUCGGGAGCUCAUCGGGCCAGCCAUGUACUUCGGACUCAUGGGCGAUGGGCAGCCAAUUGGACGCUACGACGACAUGUGGGCGGGCUGGUGCAUGAAGGUGAUUUGCGACCAUUUGGGUCUUGGAGUGAAGACAGGAUUGCCAUACAUCUGGCACAGCAAAGCCAGCAAUCCGUUCGUCAACCUGAAGAAGGAGUAUAAGGGUAUCUUCUGGCAGGAAGACAUCAUCCCCUUCUUCCAACAAGUGAAGCUGCCCAAGGAGGCAACAACGGUGCAGCAAUGCUACCUGGAACUUGCUAAGCAAGUGAAAGACAAGCUCUCUUCGCUGGACCCGUACUUCACCAAGCUAGCGGAUGCUAUGGUGACAUGGAUUGAGGCCUGGACGGAGCUGAACGCUAAGGCUCCUGCCUCCAAUGCUUCUCCUGCCAAAGCAAAGCAAGCUGCCAACCGCUUUCCGUCCGACUCCUGGCGAAGACCUGACGUUUCGCGGCUCUCUUCGCCGUACACGCCCUCCCCCGUCCAUCUCCAAACGCCAUUCCGCCAAUCCGUAGCUCGCAGCACCCUCGCCACGUCACCAGGGACGUCAGGCCCGCCAGUAACGGUGCCGGACCUGCCCACCGUGUCGGUAGUGAUUCCUCUCUACAACGAGGCUCGGAGCAUCCCGAUCCUGGUGGAAAGGGUCGGUGACGUGCUGAGCCGCGCGGGGUGGCCGCAUGAAGUGAUCUGCGUGGAUGACGGGUCGUCUGAUGGCACGUCGCUGCUGCUCAAGGCGAUGGCAGCAGAGCGGCCGGAGCUGAGGGUGGUGGUGCUGCGCCGCAACUUUGGCCAGACGGCCGCCAUGGCUGCUGGCUUCGACUACGCUGCAGGUGACUUCAUAGUGACAUUGGAUGGCGAUUUGCAGAACGACCCGUCAGACAUUCCGCGGUUGCUGCGCCUGCUGCUGCUGGGUCGCAAGGGCGCCGUGGGGCAGGAGGCGGGGGCGCGGUGGGUGGCGGGGAGGGAGCGAGACGGCGGGGGGUAUGACAUGGUGUGUGGGUGGCGGCGCGCGCGAAGAGACGACUUUCUCUCGCGCAAUCUGCCCUCUGCUGUGGCGAAUCUGCUCAUUGGCGCCGUCACAGGGGUGCGGCUGCACGACUAUGGGUGCAGUCUGAAGGCGUACCGCGGGUCGCUGGUGCGCUCCAUGCGCCUCUACGGCGAGCUGCACCGCUUCCUGCCCGCCCUCGCUGCCAUGGAAGGCGCCUCCAUCUCCGAGCUUGAGGUGCAGCACCAUCCACGGCAAGUGGGGGUAUCAAAGUACAAUCUCUCACGCAUGCCCCGUGUGCUCGUGGAUCUGCUCACAGUCGCCUUCCUCACGCGCUUCCGAGACCGCCCCAUGCACUUCUUCGGGCCCCUCGCCGCCCUCACACUCCUCGCUGCUGCUGUCUUUUUUGUCCUCUUCUGUGCCGCGGCGCUCAAGGCGGCUGCGGCGUAUGGGGUGGGCAUGGCCAUGGUGGUGGGGGCAGCUCAUCUGGUGGCGUCUCUUGAGUUUGUUGUUGCUGGAUUCGUUCUAUUUGGGCUAGGCCUGGUGGCAGAGCUGUGCAUGAGGACGUACUACGAGGCACAAGGGAGAUCUGUGUACCGAGUGAGAGAGGUUGCCAACUGA
Closterium sp. Yama58-4 is the source of this 3570-nucleotide messenger RNA. The record is from the annotation of a GenBank genome assembly. NCBI's taxonomy places the organism in Eukaryota, Viridiplantae, Streptophyta, Zygnematophyceae, Desmidiales, Closteriaceae.